GGCGUCUGAAUCGUGUGUGUUUUUUAUAAAUUCGGCUAGUGUAUCAAGGUAUUCUUUUAUCCCACAAAUACUAGAAACCAUCCGUUGUGUUCGAGUUUGCGGAGAUAGGGAUACGAACGAAGAAUAUCAUCUUCAUAUGUGAGUGCGCAGUUUUCAAGUUCUGUCUCUCGCCAUCACAACUAUGGCAGAAGAAACUAAUCUCGACCAAGUACUCAACGAUGGCAGCAAACAAUUUACUGCAAAAAUGUUUUACGAAGUAGCACAAUCGAAUAAAAAAAAAAGUGUAGUUCUGUCAGCUUUUUCUGUCAUGCCGCCUCUAGCACAGUUAGCGCUGGCUUCAGUUGAUGAAUCACAUGAUGAAAUACUUAAUGCUAUUGGGAUGCCUAAUGAUAACACUACCAAAGCUGCUUUUUCACAUAUAACUUCAAAAUUGCGUUCAGUAAAAGGCAUAACAUUGAAGACCGCUAAUAAAAUAUACAUUGGAAAAUCUUAUCACUUAAACGAAAAAUUUGCUGCUGUGGCCCGAGAUUCAUUUGACUCUGAAAUAGAAAGCAUCGACUUCGAUAAGAAUGAAGAAGCAGCUGCACGUAUCAAUGCUUGGGUGGAAGAUCAGACAAAUCAUCGUAUCAAAGAUUUGGUUGACAAAACUAAACUUACUGUAGACACUCGAGCUCUUUUAGUCAAUGCAAUUUAUUUCAAGGGCACGUGGAGUACUACAUUUGAUAAAACUGCGACCAAAGAUAAAGAUUUUCAUAUAUCAAAAGAAAAACAUGUUUCCGUACCCACCAUGUACAACAAAGGUUAUUACAAAUACGCGGAAAACCAAGAACUUAAUGCUCAAAUACUGGAAAUAUCGUACGAAGGAGACGAAUCGUCAUUCGUCAUUGUAUUACCCCGUGAAAUAGAUGGCAUUUACGAGUUAGAAGAGAAACUCAAAGAUCCAUCAGCUCUUGAUAAAGCUAUGAAUAAUAUGAGAAACACUGAAGUUGAAGUGUAUCUUCCUAAGUUCAAAAUCGAAACGACUACAGACCUAAAACAAGUUCUUGAAAAAAUAAAUGUAUUAAAGCUGUUCAGGCCCGGGCAAGCUAAAUUAGAGAAACUUAUCAAAAAUAGAGGCGAUUUAUACAUAGAAUCAGCUGUACAGAAAGCCUUUUUCGAAAUUAAUGAAGAAGGUGCAGAAGCUGCGGCUGCAAACGUAUUUCAUGUGUAUGAGAUCACCAGCGUACAUCAUUACAAGCCGCCGGUGCCACAGUUCGUCGCUAACAGACCAUUUUACUUCGCAGUGAAAACAAAUUCAUUGACUCUGUUUAAUGGAAUAUUGCGUAGCGCUUGAUUCUUUAUAUUUAUACCUCGCUUAUAUAUUACCUAUCUUUUAAAUUAAAUUUAAUUGAAGAAGUA
Nymphalis io (European peacock) is the source of this 1398-nucleotide messenger RNA. Its product is annotated as alaserpin-like. Gene Ontology annotation, molecular function: serine-type endopeptidase inhibitor activity. The transcript has 9 exons. The coding region runs from base 182 to 1333 and encodes 383 amino acids. The record is from RefSeq and is a predicted model, not a curated record. NCBI's taxonomy places the organism in Eukaryota, Metazoa, Arthropoda, Insecta, Lepidoptera, Nymphalidae.